Molecule: messenger RNA, 417 nt
Organism: Cucurbita pepo subsp. pepo (vegetable marrow)
Lineage: Eukaryota; Viridiplantae; Streptophyta; Magnoliopsida; Cucurbitales; Cucurbitaceae
Source: RefSeq, a predicted model, not a curated record
CCCUUCCAUUCAUUUUCACGUCACACAAUUCUAGGCCAGGAAGAUGUCGAAGCUCGUGUCUCUCUUCUCCAUCGUAGCGCUCGUGACAAUGUCCCUUCUCUCCUUCUCUGAAGCUCGUCCCAUCGCUACAUCCACCGCCACUUUCCUCGACCUCAACCAUAUCGCGCAUCAGGUCGUUUCUGAAAAGAGUCACGACGAUGUUUGCGAGGGAGGAGAGACAAUGGAGUGCCUGGCUAGAAGCACGUUCGAGGCUCAUACCGAUUACAUCUAUACCGAUGAUACCAAGUCAUGAGUGGCUGUAUUCCGACCAUUGCGUUCAUAAUUCACCACACAUUCCUCUGAAAAAAUGAGGAUACAUUAUUAUUCCUCUGAUUAAUACAGUUUGAUAAUCAAAUAAUAUUAAUAAUUAUUUUUAUA